AUGACGUCAUAUUGGUUGGUAACUACUGCUGCUGAUGAUGAUGCAUCUACUCCCUUUAUUUUUUCCAGAUUUGGUUUUGCAGCCGAGGCAUAUCCAAGAAAAAUCAUACCCACAGAAGUGAUACUCUCGUCGAAUGGUGAAACGAAACAUUUAUUCGAUUACAAUGACAAAUUGGAGUUCUAUGAUCAAAUGGUGGAUUUUUUGCAGACGAUAUUUUUCAAAUAUUUAUUGGUAAGUCCCAAGGAGAGGAAAAUUGUGGUGGUGGAAAAUGUCUUCGGCCAGACCAUUAUACGUGAAACCUUGGCCAAGGCCUUGUUUCGCCAUUUCGAGGUCUCAUCGGUACUCUAUGUACCCUCACACAUGAUUGCCCUUUCCACAUUGGCUGUGCCACAUGGCGUCGUUGUCGAUAUAGGAUAUAGUGAAACAACUGUUAUGCCCGUUUUCAGUGGUGUCCAGGUAAUGCAAGCAUUCCAAGAUCAACGAUAUGGUGGACGUGCUGUACAUGAAGAAAUCAAACGUAUGCUAGUGGCCGAGGGAGUACGUGAAGAGUUACUUAAUGAAACCGUUUUGGAAGAUAUUAAAGUACGCACAUGUUUUGUAACAAAAUUGGAACGGGCCCAAGCUUAUUUGAAAAAUGAACCACCACAAGCACCACCAAG
Musca vetustissima is the source of this 659-nucleotide messenger RNA. It is a transcript of the gene Arp10, whose product is annotated as actin-related protein 10. NCBI's taxonomy places the organism in Eukaryota, Metazoa, Arthropoda, Insecta, Diptera, Muscidae. The record is from RefSeq and is a predicted model, not a curated record. Gene Ontology annotation, biological process: retrograde axonal transport of mitochondrion. The transcript is spliced from 2 exons. The annotation marks the transcript as partial.